Lytechinus pictus (painted urchin) is the source of this 4205-nucleotide messenger RNA. Its product is annotated as nucleosome assembly protein 1-like 1. The coding region runs from base 261 to 1478 and encodes 405 amino acids. The record is from RefSeq and is a predicted model, not a curated record. The transcript is spliced from 12 exons. Lineage: Eukaryota; Metazoa; Echinodermata; Echinoidea; Temnopleuroida; Toxopneustidae. Gene Ontology annotation, molecular function: chromatin binding; histone binding. Gene Ontology annotation, biological process: nucleosome assembly. Gene Ontology annotation, cellular component: nucleus; chromatin.
ACACAAAACCACGGUGACCGAUUCGUCGCGUCGCAACACUUUUACUGUGAUUAGCAUUAAAGAUAUUUAGAGAUCAGCUGAACGCACCCGCGCCAAAAUAUUCUUAUCAAAGUCACUUGUUCCUACUGGUUCAUGUUGAAACUGACGUCAUAUUUCGACCAAUCAAAUCACACGUUUAAUCCCCGCCAUCUUGAAGCUCCGAAAGACAAUAUUGGCAAUUUUUCAGGAAUAACCCAGAAGCAGGUGAUACAGUCUUAGACAUGGAUCCAGGACCGCAAGGAGAUGGACAGGACUUAGAAGGUGUGGAGGUCAUAGACACCUCCACCGCUCAGAAGAUUAACACACCGGAAAAUAUAGCACUCUCAGAGUUGAAAUCCCAGGUCAUGCAGUCGAUGCAGAACCCUAAAGCCUUGGCAGCGCUUCAAGGUCACUUUGAUAGUCUAGUCGGUAUGAGAAGCGGAUAUAUUGAAAGCCUUCCCAAAGUAGUCAAAAGGAGAAUAAAAGCUCUGAAGAACAUCCAAGUCAAACACACAGAGUACGAGGUUAAGUUCUACGAAGAGGUUCAUGCUCUGGAAUGUAAAUACGCCAAGUUAUAUGACAGCCUGUAUGAUAAGAGACGAGAUGUAGUCACAGGGACGGUGGAGCCGACGGAUUCGGACUGCGAAUGGGAAAGCAGCGACGAUGAAGAAGAGGAGGAGGAGGAGAUGGAGGGAGGGAAGAAAGAGGUUAAUGCAUUAGCGGGUGAUCUUAAAGAAAAGGCAAAAUUAACAGAAGGAGAGGAAGAAGAGGAAGAAUCACCGUCAGGCAUUCCUGGUUUCUGGUUGACUAUCUUUAAGAAUGUUGAUAUCCUUGGGGAGAUGGUGCAAGAUCACGAUGAACCUAUCCUUAAUCACUUAAAUGAUAUCAGAGUCAAAUUCCACGAAGGAAAACAAAUGGGCUUUACGUUAGAAUUUGUGUUCGCUGCCAACGAUUAUUUCACAAACACCGUCCUAACAAAGAGUUAUCAGAUGAAAUCGGAACCUGAUGAAGGAGAUCCAUUUAGCUUUGAAGGGCCAGAAAUCGUCGGUUCACAGGGAUGUGAGAUUGACUGGAAGAAGAACAAGAACGUCACAGUGAAAGUUAUUAAGAAGAAACAGAAGCACAAGGGACGAGGAACAACCCGUCUCGUAACCAAGACAGUUCAGACCGACUCGUUCUUUAAUUUCUUCAACCCACCCAAAGCAACAGAAGAAGAAGUUGACGAAGAGACUGAAGCAUUAUUAAGCGCAGAUUUUGAGAUUGGUCAUCUGAUACGAGAAAGGAUUAUUCCCAGAGCGGUCCUUUACUUCACAGGAGAGGCAAUAGAAGAUGAUGAGUUUGAGGAAGAACAGGACGACGAUGACCCAGAAGGGGAAGAAGGUGAUGAGGAAGACGACAACGAUCCUGACUUCGAACCAGGAAAGGACGGUCAGAAGCCAGCUGAGUGUAACCAGCAGUAGACUUAUCCCAUCAUAUCCUUGUCUUGCCCAUAAUGCCUUGGGAAUGUACAAGGUGGCGAAACAACCUCACCUUGUGGGACUACUUUAUUUGGAGCAAAGCGAGUCCUUUAUUCUCUAGACUGAAAAAUAGAAGCGAGAGAAUCCACCGCGGCGGCUACGAAUUUACUACUAGAUAUUUUUUACCAGCAAUCGUUCGAUCAUCCUGCCCAUCCCAUCCUUGAGCCGCACGUUUACCUUGCGAUUAUCGUUCCGAGCCUUGGACCUGCAGGCUUUCUUCGCACUGACGCACAUCCACCAUUAACUCUUGAUUUCGGAGGGCAUUUUGAGCAGUAGAGCUCCACAAGUCGAAGACCUCGAUACAGUUACAUUCAAGAGCAACUUCAAUCCAGUAUCGCAUUUUGACACGUGCAUAAGUUGGAACACGGUCAAAUUUACGCUUUGAGAAUUUAAUCAUUACACACUGAAAACAAGAUCUACUUUUAAAUGUGAUGUUGGCCAGAAUCCUAUCUACCAAAAAUUGUGUUUUUACGCUUUUUGCCGAAAGAUUGCUUCACAAUGUUAACAUAGUGUGUGUUCUGUGUUCAGAAAUUGCAUGAACGCAGCCACUACUAUGUAAAACACACAAGAGCCAUAAGAAAGUAAUAUUUUAAACAAAUUUGCCUUUGAACUGGAGAGAGCUGCAACUUGUUACUGCUGAUUAUUUUACAUAAAAUAUUAUUAAUUUGUGUUUUUGCCACUACCAUACCUUUGACAUAUGUGCCAUCAUUGUUUCUACUGGUUGAAAUCAUUUUUUUUUUACUAUUAGAAAUAUUCUAUCAAACUGCAAUUUCUUAUUCCGAACUAUUCUGAAUGAUUUUAAAGUUCUUUUUUUUUUGUACUUUUAUUUUUUAAGCAGCUGUGUAUUCCAAAAUUAUCUUUCAAAGUGAGACCAAUUAAAUACAGAUUUCAGUUUAUUGUAAAAACUUCCUUGUUUAUAGAGAAUGGGUUGAUUUUGAACUAAUUUUCCACUGAAUUGAAUUAGAAAAUUAUUAUAUAAAGAAUGCAUGUGGCAUGUACCGUCAAUAAUUAGAUCAUUUUAUUCUGGUAACUGAUGAGAUUAAAUUUUGAAAACCUGUCAUAUUUUGAAUACAUGUGGCUUUCUUCUAUUUUCUGUAGAAAAAAAUUGUUAUUAGAAACUGUUUUCUUAUGGCUGCUCCCAAAGUUGUAAAAAACGGGUCCCAACCUGAAAAACACUAGCUCAAAUUUGCUCAGAAGUGGAUCAUGUAGUGCAUGUGUAUCACAGCCGUGUAUGUAUCCAUGUGUGUAGGUUACAAUACAUUCUAUUUAUAUUCUCAAAGCCUUUUUUUAUUAUUUUUCAAACGUCCAAAUAUGAUUUGAAAUGUUUUAGUUCCAAGUUAUUGUAGGACUUUGUCACCGAGUGUUAAAAUCUUGUAACUCAAAAUUUUGAAGAAAAAAAAUUGACAACAGCUGAAAAGAAACUCAUACUGUCUGAAAACAUUCUGGUAAUUUAUGUCGAGAUAUUUUUAGGCAAAAGAAGGUUGCUGCCUAUGUCAUAAUCAUAAAAUUCAGCUUUUUCUGAGCUGUUUUCAAAUUCAUAUUCAUUUUGGGAUACAAGGUUUUACACCCCAAUGACGAUAUUAUUUCUUGUGUGAAUAGGGCACUCAUUGAACUUUGACCCCGGAACAGGUCAAAUGUGUUGAUUGCUUCUUGUGGUAAAGAGAUGUUUCAUAGCCAAUGAAUUGGGUAUGUAUGAAUGGUACUACGGAUUGACUUUGUGACGUUACAAUAAUUGUUUUUCUACUGUAAAUUUCUGACAAAAUACUGACUAGAUAUAUUCUAAAAGAAGAAAUGGUGACUCUAUUGCCGUAUAAAUGCAUUGCAUGAUGGAGCAAAAUAGCGAAAAAAAUAUGAAUGUUUUCACUUUGAAUGUUGAUGGUAUUUUGUGUAAAUUGUUUGUGAAUAUUCAUAUUGUAAAGCCAAGCUUGAAACUUGGAUAAAAAUAUUCUAACAAAGUGUUCAUAAUUCUAGACGUUUACAGAUUUUGAUGUCUCUUUCACAAAAGAAGAUGUAUUUAUACUUGAGAGGGUAUGAAUUGUUAUAAAAUGAUGAUAUGAUGGAUCCUGAUUGGCUGAAAUUGAUCAGGUGACCAGUCAUUAAUUUUGGCUAAUGACUUGUUAGAUUGACCGGUCAUACUUUUGAGAUGAGGAUGGUUUAUCAAAUAACAAGGAUCUGCAUCACUAUCUUAUAAAACAAAUAAUGCACAUGUUUUGAGAUGGGGAUGUUUUAUCAAAUAACAAGGAUCUGCAUCACUAUCUUAUAAAACAAAUAAUGCACAUGUUUUGAGAUGGGGAUGUUUUAUCAAAUAACAAGGAUCUGCAUCACUAUCUUAUAAAACAAAUGAUGCACAUCAUUUUGCUUGGGAAUUGAAAUAAUUACACACUUUUUACUUUUGAAACAGUUCAAACACAAUAAACUGUUCCAAAAGUAACUUGGGUGUAUAAUUAUUACUAUGCCCUUCUCGAUGUGUAUCAUUUACUAUUCACCUCUCCCGUAUGUUGUAGAAGUACAGUUGACUUGACAAUUUUUGACAAAAUGAAAGGAUAAAUAUGAAUUGAAUUUGUAAAGAUGUAUUUGAUAUUUCCAAUCAGACUGGCAUAUUUCACACACAUUGAAAAAAAAAUCAGACAAAAAAAAAUAUUAAAAAGUAUGUUACAAGCUGUUACUGUA